Saccostrea echinata is the source of this 1568-nucleotide messenger RNA. RefSeq names its product galactoside alpha-(1,2)-fucosyltransferase 1-like. The transcript has 2 exons. Lineage: Eukaryota; Metazoa; Mollusca; Bivalvia; Ostreida; Ostreidae. Gene Ontology annotation, cellular component: membrane. Bases 391 to 1461 code for a protein of 356 amino acids. Gene Ontology annotation, molecular function: galactoside 2-alpha-L-fucosyltransferase activity. Gene Ontology annotation, biological process: carbohydrate metabolic process. The record is from RefSeq and is a predicted model, not a curated record.
GAGUUUCGACAUCCUAGGAGAUAAAAAUGAUAAAGACCUCUGAAGGAUUUAUAAGGAUUUAAAAAAAAAAAAACAGAUAAAGAAUCCUCAAAUGAACUUAGAGAGUGUAAUUACCAGCAAAGAUGGAAUAGCAUCAACUUCUUUCAGAUUUUAAAGCAGAUUUUCAUAGGAUCAUCUGCAUAGAGUGGAAUUAAAAAUUGCAGUUCUCAGAAAAAAAGGGAAUAACAUUAACUUCUUCCAGAUUUCAGUGCAUAUUUUCGUAGGAGUAUCAUGUCUUUCUGAAAGAAGAAGCUCAUCAUGGGAAAAUCAGCUGAUUGGCAGAUAUUCAUGAAUUAGAAUGCACUGUUUUAAAUCUUUAAGAAUUACUUACACAUUAAGGAAGUGAGCAAAAUGAACAGAUGCUGCUGGUCCUUAACUCCAGUAUGGAAGAAAUGUUGGACAUUUUUCGUACCAGUUUGUGCUUUCACCAUUAUGGUAUAUAUAGUCGGUUUUAAUUAUUUUACUUCCAAGAGGAUGUAUGAUUUAAAGGAAAGAAUCAGCAAUGGAGAUGUAAGUGAAAAUUAUAGAUUUGAACCGCCAGAUGCUAUGAACAUCACAACAGAACAUACACCCACUCAACAACAUCCUUUGUUCAUCAAUAAUACAGAGAAUACUGGGGCCUUCCGAAAUUCACACAUAAUGAUAAGUACUGGUGUAGGGCGUUUAGGAAAUCGUAUGUUUGAGUUCGCAUCACUUUUAGGAAUAUCCAAACGUCAUAAUUAUAAACCUAUGAUUUUGCGCAGAAAUACGUUACUUCAGGUUUUUGAUAUUUCGCAGGUGACUGAUUCCGAACCUUUGAACUUGAAAGGUGUCGGGGAAAAGGGGGCGGGGGUAUAUGACAAAUCACUAGAAAAUUUAAGUCAUGACAAAAACUAUUCGUUAGGGGGAUUUUAUCAAAGCUGGAAAUACUUUGAUUUCAUGAAAGAUGAAGUGAAGAAAUCCUUCAAGUUCAAAUCUGGAUUAUUAAACAAAGUUCGACAACUGCAGACUUCACUGAAUAUUGGUGACAAAAUUACCGUUGGUGUUCAUGUUCGUCGUGGUGACAUGGGAAGCAAACGAGAACUGUCCCGAGGAUACAAUGUCGCCACAAAGGAAUAUUUUGACAAAGCAUUCCAAUAUUUUCGGGGGAAAUUUAAAAACUUAGUAUUUCUUGUUGUGAGCGCUGAAAUGUCUUGGUGCAAAAGCAAUAUGAAAGGUGACGACAUUAAAUUCGUAACAACAGGAAGUGCCGGGGGAGACAUGGCUCUUCUUGCUCAUUGUAAUCAUAGCAUUGUGUCCACGGGUAGUUUUGGAUGGUGGGGGGCUUACCUCGCAGGGGGAGAAGUUGUGUAUUAUCGAAAUUUUCCAUCCAGUGGCAGUUGGCUGUCAAAACAAUAUAACAGGACAGAGUAUUACCCCUUGCAUUGGGUUGGCAUGGAGUGAUUUCUGCUGAUCAUUAUCACAAGGAGUUUUUAUCCUUUAUUUAUGCUUUUGUAUGUUUUCGAGUGGCUUUUAAGUUUUAAUUAUGUGGAAAGUAUUUAUAUUUAAGG